Messenger RNA from Symbiodinium pilosum, 1317 nucleotides. NCBI's taxonomy places the organism in Eukaryota, Dinophyceae, Suessiales, Symbiodiniaceae. The record is from the annotation of a GenBank genome assembly.
AUGGUGGAGAUGGAGUCGAUGGAUCAUGGUGGCCUAACGGAAGACUUGGAGCCGGAGCUUCUUCGAGGCAUCCCGCUGCAUGUGGCCCUUUCUGGUUGGGGAAAACAUUGGGCAGACAAUGGCAGUGGUAGCCUUGGCACGGACUCUGAAAACAGCCAAGGCCAAAACAGCUAUAGCUUGAGCAGUGCCACUCCAGUUUUUUCCAAUUUCUUAAGCCAUGACUGGGGGACCUCGCGCUGGGAGAAGCUGCUUGCAAUGAUGCUCCUCUUCAACACCAAGCCUGCAGCUCGCGCUACGCUGGUCGUCAGCAUUCUCACCGCUGCUGCAUCCAACUUUCUCGGACCGCGGAUCCAGGCGGUCUUACCUGUAAUCAGCUACUUGUGCUUCUGGACCUUCCUGUGCUUUGCACAGCGAAUCUUCGCGAUGAUAUCGAAGCCGAAGAUGGUCUUUUUGGACAAGCUUUGCAUUUCACAAGAUGACGCCGUGUUGAAGCAAAAGGGCAUCUUAGGCUUGGCUGCCUUCUUAGACCGCUCCAAGAAGCUUACAAUUCUGUGGAGUGCGCGUUAUUUUUCGCGACUUUGGUGCUGCUAUGAACUGGCAACGUUUCUCCGGCAUUCCACCCGAAAGUCAAUUGAGAUCAUGCCCACCAAGCUGGCAGGGAAGACACAAGAUGCAACUGACGAAUCUCAGUUGGAAAAGUUCAACCAGACAGCGCAGCAGGAGCUUCUGCCAAUAGUGCUGGAUUCAGUCGGUACCGGGCAGACAUGCAUGUCAUACUUUUCAGCCAUGGUUUGGGCCGCCAGCCUUCCAAGUUUCAUCUUUUGGUUGCCGGCCUAUAUCGAGAACAAACACUCCUUUCAAGGCUAUGAGCUCCUGGUUUGGUGGAUCCGCUGUUGCAUGCACUGGGCUGUUUUUCCUCUUGGCAUCCUUUGGUAUUUGCACGUCUAUUGGUGGCUGUGUCUGCUCGGCCUCCGCAUGGACAAGUGCUGUUGUCAAGGAAGGGGCAUAUUGAUUUCGUUCCUCUUGGUUAUUCCAUUGACUUUACUUGGUCUUGGGCCAGCAUGUUUCGUGGAAUUUACUAGGGCAGCCACAAUGACCCCCAGCUUGCUUCCACUGCUUCCCUUUUCUUUACUUUCAGUCGCUGUUCUUGCUCAGAGAUACCAAGUUCCGUGCGCCUCGCGUGAUCGCAUGACCUUGGGCCAGUCGCAGACGCAGCAGGCGGAGGAAGACCAAGAAAUGCCAAACAAGACUAUCAAGAUCAAUCUACCCUCUGCAGACACUGGGACAGAUGAAGAUCUGGUUAGUUGCGCCUUUUGA